AGCCCACGUGUGCGAUUCCACCCCACAUGGCGGCGCUCCUGAAGAGACUGCUGCAACGCGGCAGGCCCUUGGCGGCCUCAGGCCGCCCCGUGGGACGGCGUGAGGCUAGCUUGGGCACUGAUCCCGGGGUUGCGGUGCGAGUGCGGUUCGCUCCCAGCCCCACAGGCUUCUUGCACCUGGGUGGCCUCCGCACUGCCCUGUACAACUACAUCUUUGCCAAGAAGUACCAGGGGAGCUUCAUCCUGAGGCUGGAGGACACAGAUCAGACUCGCCUUGUGCCUGGGGCAGCGGAAAAUAUUGAGGACAUGCUGGAGUGGGCAGGUGAGCCUGGCAGAGAAAGGAUUUUUCUGCAGGGAAGGAACAGGAAGCAGGAAAAGGAGACUGUGGAUCUUCUUAUGGAACCCACGGUGGGAAAUGAGGAGUUCCUGGAGAAAUGGCUGCAUUUGUGCUGCCUGGGGUGGCAGAUGCCACCCGAAAAAAUGCUGAAGCUCUCCAAAACACAGCUCCACGACUGCAUCAUUGUGCGAAUGCGGCUUGCAGCACCUCAGCAGAGCUUGUCCCCCACCAUGGACUCCAUCUACCUGUCCAUCAACAGUACUCACACAGCUCUGCUCCCCAUUAGGUAUGACAAUCGGUGCCGGAACCUGAACCAGGAGCAGGUGGCCCAGAAGCUGGCCAAGGUCCCCAAGCCUUCGAUCCGCUUCCGCCUGGAGGAGGCAGCGCCGGCCUUCCAGGACCUGGUGUAUGGCUGGAAUAGGCAUGACGUGGCCAGCGUGGAGGGAGACCCAGUCAUCAUGAAAAGUGACGGCUUCCCCACAUACCACCUGGCCUGCGUGGUGGAUGACCACCACAUGGGCAUCAGCCACGUGCUGCGGGGCUCUGAGUGGCUCGUCUCCACUGCCAAGCACCUGCUCCUCUACCAGGCCCUGGGCUGGCAGCCGCCCCACUUCGCCCACCUCCCCCUGCUCCUCAACAGGGAUGGCAGCAAGCUCUCCAAGAGGCAAGGGGACGUUUUCCUGGAGCACUUCGCUGCUGAUGGCUUCCUGCCUGAUUCCUUGGUGGACAUCAUCACCAACUGUGGCUCAGGUUUUGCAGGGAACCAGAUGGGCAGGACUCUGCCAGAGCUGAUCACACAGUUCGACCUGACCCAGAUCACCUGCCACUCAGCCCUGCUGGACCUGGAGAAGCUCCCAGAAUUCAACAGGCUGCACCUCCAGCGGCUGGUGAGCAGUGAGAGCCAGAGGCGCCUGCUGGUGGGGAAGCUGCAGGCCCUUGUGGAGGAGGCCUUUGGGAGCCAGCUGCAAAACAGGGAUGUCCUCAACCCAGUCUACAUGGAGAGGAUCCUCCUGCUGAGACAGGGUCACAUUUGCCGCCUGCAGGACUUGGUGUCCCCAGUGUACUCCUACCUGUGGACUCGCCCUGCGGUGGGUCGAGCGCAGCUGGAUGCCAUCUCAGAGAAGGUGGAUGUGAUUGCCAAGCGUGUGCUGGGGCUUCUAGAAAGAUCUGGUGUGACCUUAACUCAGGAUGCGCUGAGUGGAGAACUAAAGAAGCUUUCAGAAGGUCUGGAAGGCACCAAGCACAGUAAUGUGAUGAAACUCCUCCGGGUGGCCCUCAGUGGACAGCAGCAAGGACCUCCCAUAGCUGAGAUGAUGGUGUCUUUGGGACCAAAAGAAGUGCGGGAACGAAUCCAGGAGGCGCUUUCCAGCUAGGGAGAGGAUGUGUCUGGCAGUGGAGAUUGCCCUAAGAACCUGUGACCUUAGAAACAGCCUUCAGAGACCAAAAGGAGACCUGGGGCCCAUCAGGAAGUUCGCCAAAGGAACUGAGAGUGAAAACAAUCUAUGACUGCAUACAAGUGCAUUUAUGACUCCACCACAGGCCGGUCCUUGCCAGUUGGCUGGGGAAGCCCAACCCAUCUCCUCCUUGACUCUGGAAAGGCAUUCUCCAUGACUCGUUUUUCACACAUUACACAGAGGAGGUUAGGAGUUAGUUCACGGAAAAGCUAACAUCCCGGAACAGUGCAGAAGGCUUGGGUUUCAGUUUGCUAGGGCCACCAUAACAAAAUACCACAGAACCAGUUGGUUUAAACAACAGAGAUUUAUUUUCUCACAUUUCUGGAGGCUAGAAAUUCAAGAUCAAGGUGUCAGCAGGCCUGGUUUUUCCCGAGGCCUCUCUUGGCUUGCAGACAGCUGUCUUCUUACUGUGUCCCUAUGCGGUCUUCCCUCCAUGCACGCACAUGUCUGGUUUCAUUAUGUGCCCAACGUUCCUCUUCUAGGAGCACCAGUCAGACUGGAUUAGGGCCCACUCCACCCUGCCAGCCUCAUUUUAACUUAAUCUCCUCAUUAAAUGCUCAGUUUCCAAGUGCAGUCUCAUUCUGAGGUGCUGGGGGUUUCUCAUUGUAAGAAUUUAGGGGGACAAAAUUCAGCCCGUAGCAGCUGGGCAGCAGGACUCAUGGGUCCCAGUUCUCAGGCCCCAAGGACCAGAACAGUGAAGGAUAUGUGACACAAGCAGGGCUGAACUGGACACCAGGCUUUCUUUGGGGUUGUAAAGGGAGAAGUGACCUCCACUGCCAAGGGUAAGUGCUCUUGUCUUAUGCUACCCUUUAUUCUUGAACCUUGGGGCAGCCUGUGUCUCCCUUCCCUAAAUGUCAUCUGUUCCUGUUUUCUAGUCCUCCAGACCUGGUCCUUGGACUGGAGACCUCCACCCUGCCUAUUUAUUUUGUGGCUUUCGCUUCAAAUCCAUCUCUUCCUUCCUCCAUGACUUGUAAGUCAUCAUCUCUGCUGGUUUCUGAAAUGAGAUAACGCUUCUUGGGAUCUUCAGUGAAGAGGAAUAGCAAAAGUGGCAGCAAGAUGGUGGCAGGGUACACAAACGCCUACGAGGCUUCUAGGCUUCCCCUGCAUGGCAGCCAGCCUCUAAGAUGGCCCCCAACCAUCCCUUCUUUCUACUGUUCACACCCUUGUGUGGUUUCUUCUCACACUGAAUAGGCCUGACUUGUGUAACCAUUAUGCUAUUGAAGAAAUGAGAGUUUGACUUCUGAGGGUAAGUCGUAAAAUAAAUCAUGGCUUCUG
Sapajus apella (tufted capuchin) is the source of this 3065-nucleotide messenger RNA. RefSeq names its product glutamyl-tRNA synthetase 2, mitochondrial (gene EARS2). Gene Ontology annotation, molecular function: ATP binding; glutamate-tRNA ligase activity; tRNA binding. The transcript is spliced from 9 exons. Gene Ontology annotation, biological process: glutamyl-tRNA aminoacylation. Lineage: Eukaryota; Metazoa; Chordata; Mammalia; Primates; Cebidae. Bases 27 to 1709 code for a protein of 560 amino acids. The record is from RefSeq and is a predicted model, not a curated record.